AUGUGUCGAUCAAAAUUGAAAAUUCUCUCUCAAACAAUCGUCGCGAUGGAACCCAAAGGACACUCUCCGAUCUCAAGCCUCCGCACUACCAACAAAAAGACCGUCGCAUCUUCCGCGUCCACUAAGCCAAACGGGAAGUCCGUCGAUUCCUCCGCCACUGCGAUGAAGCGUAACGGGAAGUCUGCUGUUUCGUCUGCUAUUCCGAUGAAGUCAAACACUUCUGCCGCCGUCUCCUCCGCGCAUGACGAUAAAAUGAUGUUCUUCAGAGAUGUGAAACUCGGCCCACAAGAGGUCGACUUGAGGUUCCGUCUGAUUCAUUACUGGGAGGCUCGAAAUCCAAAUACGAAAACUCUCAUUGGACAGGAAAUGCUCCUUAUCGAUGAAGAGGGAGCUGUUAUUCAAGGUUAUGUUCCAUCGGGACGGGUUGGGUCAUAUGAGCUGAUAUCGGGUUGUGUUUACAAACUGAAGAAUUUUUUCGGCUCCAGAAACAAAACUCAGUAUCGUGUUUCUGAUCAUAACGCAACCGUCACCUUCGCUUGGAAUUCUGAGCUAUCCGUUGUUGAUAACCCCCCGGUUUCAAUCCCUGAGGAUAGGUUCAGGUUUCAUAACUACGAGGAGUUCCAGGCUAAUUGUGACCACAAAAUUGAUCUUUAUGACUAUGUUGGCCACAUGAAGCUGGUGAAUGGGCAGACUAUCACUGAUCAUAUUGUUCUCGACGAAGCCGGCAUAGCAGAGAAGCGGCAUCUUUGUGUUCAUGUUCAGACACACGACGGGCCAGUAAUGAAGCUCUAUCUAUGGGACAAAGCCGCAUCGGACUUCUGUGAGAAAUUCAAAUCUUAUGGAAGCACUCCAAGCGUUAUUUUGGUCACCACAGUCAACCCUAAGCAUCUUGGAGGAACCCUUGCUCUGACUUCGAUGGCAUCAUCUCGAGUGUUUAUGGAUACUGAUGUUCAGCCUAGCAGGGAUUACCUCGGGUGGUUGGGAUCCAACUCGGAAAUUGCUAACAAGAUUAAUGCAGAGGUUGUCACUAAGCCUGAGACAGCUACUCUUGAGGAACUCUUCUCCUACAUAAAGCUGCCAACUGCUAAGGUUGCUUGGUUUGAAUGCACAGCAACUAUAGAUGAUGUUAUCCAGGGUUCGGCUUGGUAUUAUAUUUCAUGCGAUGGGUGUAACAGCAAGGCGUUCAAAGGGCCUACCUCCCUGAUUUGUAACAAUAAGAAGUGUAUGAAGAGUGAAGUCACGGGCGUUGCUCAAUACCUAACCAGGAUAUCUGUUUAUGAUAAGAGUGAGCAAGCAGUUUUUGUCAUUCUUGGUGAUGCUGGCAAAGAGUUGACUGGAAAGCAUGCUUCAGAAUUAGUUGCCAGAUACUUUGAGUCUAAUGAGAGCGUGGAAGCUGACCAUUGCGUGCCGGUACCGCAAGAUUUGCUUGAUACAAUCGGGCAGACACACAGGUUCAUAGUGAAAGUCUCCGAUCAUAACUUGAAAGGGAAGACACGGACCAUAACCGUCACCAAGAUACUUCCACCAGAAGCUCCACAUCCUAUAGAACCAUUGGUCGAAGACGCUAUUCCAGCUACGUCCGAUGGUUUCUUGAAGACUGGAAGUGAAGUAUCCGGUUCCUCCAGUGGGUUAGUGGAUGCCGCUGGUGGUCGGGUUAGAAAAGCGUCUGAGGGUAUUGAAUCAGACGAAGCCAAGCGUUCCAAGAGUGGCUAAUGCAGCUUCAGCUAUCUUCAUACGCAGUGACUG
Brassica napus (rape) is the source of this 1746-nucleotide messenger RNA. RefSeq lists its product as uncharacterized. Gene Ontology annotation, cellular component: DNA replication factor A complex; nucleus. Gene Ontology annotation, molecular function: damaged DNA binding; single-stranded telomeric DNA binding. The record is from RefSeq and is a predicted model, not a curated record. NCBI's taxonomy places the organism in Eukaryota, Viridiplantae, Streptophyta, Magnoliopsida, Brassicales, Brassicaceae. Bases 1 to 1713 code for a protein of 570 amino acids. Gene Ontology annotation, biological process: meiotic cell cycle; DNA replication; double-strand break repair via homologous recombination. The transcript is spliced from 9 exons.